AUGUCAUUUUGCUGCGGCCAACGCUUCCAACAACGACCUUCGACACCAGGCUUUUGGGCGCAGAGUACCCGCCAUUGGCACCCCGGAUUCAAGAUGUCGUCCCGUCAACCCAGAUUCAACCAAGAGAACCUCAUCGACACCACCCCUCUCCCCGACCACAUCCCCAAGGUCAAGGAGCUCGGCGCCAGCUCUGCACCCCUCCUUAGCGCUUCUUACUUCAUCGGUGCGCGAUGCAAGGACUACAACGAUGACUACAUGAUGUGCAAGACCGAGGCCAACGGUCGGGGUGAGCUGGAUUGCAUGAAGGAAGGCCGUAAGGUCACCAGAUGUGCGGCCAGCGUGAUCAAGGACUUGAACGAUCAUUGCCUGGCAGAGUUCCGCACUCACUGGCAGUGUUUGGAGAACCACAAUCAGCAGCUCUGGAACUGUCGAUCAGAGGAGCGAAAGCUGAACAAGUGUGUAUUUGACAAGCUGAAACUCGAGAAGACGAUACCCGACACACCCAAGGGCGAAACCCCAGUUCAUCUACGAGCACGCCAGAUCUUUUCGACUCACUAG
Periconia digitata is the source of this 558-nucleotide messenger RNA. The record is from the annotation of a GenBank genome assembly. NCBI's taxonomy places the organism in Eukaryota, Fungi, Ascomycota, Dothideomycetes, Pleosporales, Periconiaceae.